AUGAUAGCGAUGACGUUAGCAGCAAGUUACGGCGCUUGCGCAAGGCGACACGGAGGUAUUGACUACAGAACAAUUACUGCGCUUGGCCCUCCGAAGGUGACGACGGACGAACAAGCUGCUGCUUUUACGAAAUCCUUUUCAAAUCUUGUGUUGCUUUCUCUUGUAUAUUACACGCAUUUGCCUGCAAUAUCUUAAUCCCUACUUUUCUCUCCCAGUUGGGAAAAAGCCGGUUUCUGGUCGCUGGAAAUUUGUAGUGAUCGCUUUCUUAUGUGAGGAAUUUCAAUGAAUGAGUUCUUUCUUGGAAAUGCGUGAAACAAAAGGAAACUUCCCUUGUAGCUGAAAAGUUCAACUUGCCUCGUUGGAUGAUCCGCCGACAUACUUUGUUUGUUCCGCCAUUCUUUCUUGUUGACUGGCUUGUUGGGUUUAGAUCACCGAACUUUUGGAUUUGAGUUUAUUGUUUUUUGGGAUGUUACUUUUUGCACGUUGACAGCCCUUAUAACCCUUUAAUAACCCAAUUGGAAUUGUUGAAUAUUCCUGAACCUGAUUCUUCUUAUCUUAUUCUGUAUUUUCCUUGUGAUGCGAUUGAAAGGGAUUGUUUGUUUUAGUUAGAACUCGGGAGACCUACUGCCAAUUGUGAUAUUCUUCUGAUGUUCUUGAGAUUUAUGGAUGCUUUCAUGUGAAAUUGGUUUUAAGAGGCUGCAGCUUGGAUGAUAAUUACCAGCAAGACUUCAGGGUAUUCUAGAUUGUUAGCUAAUAUCUCUCAGCAUUUUUCAUCUUAACAUUGGGCUUUUAAAAUGUCAUUUGGAACGAAGAUGGUUGGAACUAAUGGAGAUUUGAGCGAGAAUACGCAUCCAAAUGGUUCUCUUAAAAAUGGAAAUGGGGGUUUGGAAGAGAGGGUCGAUGAGCUUCGUCGGCUUAUGGGCAAAGUGGAGGGUGAUCCCUUGAGAAUUGUAGGAGUUGGAGCUGGUGCUUGGGGUAGUGUAUUUACUGCUUUAUUGCAGGAGGCUUAUGGGAGUUUAAGAGAUAAGGUUCACAUAAGGAUAUGGAGAAGACCGGGGAGAACUGUUGACAGAGCAACUGCUGAGCACUUGUUUGAGGUGAUUAAUUCAAGGGAGGAUGUAUUGAGGAGGCUAAUUAGGCGGUGUGCAUAUUUGAAAUAUGUUGAGGCAAGAUUAGGUGAUCGAACACUUUAUGCGGAUGAGAUUUUGAAAGAUGGGUUUUGCUUGAAUAUGAUUGAUACCCCUUUAUGUCCUCUGAAGGUUGUGACGAACUUGCAGGAGGCUGUAUGGGAUGCUGAUAUUGUGAUCAAUGGUUUACCAUCAACAGAGACCCGUGAGGUAUUUGAAGAAAUUAGUAAGUACUGGAAAGAGAGGAUCACAGUUCCUGUCAUCAUUUCCUUGGCAAAAGGUGUAGAGGCUGAAUUGGGUCUUGAGCCACGAAUAAUAACUCCCACUCUGAUGAUUAAUCGGGCAACUGGAGUGACCAUGGAGAACAUUCUUUAUCUUGGAGGACCUAACAUUGCUUCAGAGAUUUACAACAAGGAAUAUGCAAAUGCUCGAAUAUGUGGAGCAGAAAAAUGGCGGAAACCAUUGGCAAAGUUUUUGAGGCAGCCCCACUUUAUUGUGUGGGAUAAUGGCGAUCUUGUUACUCAUGAAGUUAUGGGUGGACUGAAGAAUGUCUAUGCUAUUGGAGCAGGAAUGGUAGCUGCUCUAACAAAGGAAAGUGCCACCAGUAAAUCAGUGUACUUUGCACACUGUACAUCAGAGAUGAUUUUUAUCACACAUCUGUUGGCGGAAGAACCAGAGAAACUUGCAGGACCUCUGUUGGCUGAUACUUAUGUAACCUUGUUGAAAGGUCGUAAUGCUUGGUAUGGACAAAAGCUGGCCGAGGGGGAAUUGAGCCUUGAAAUGGGUGAUAGCAUCAAGGGCAAGGGGAUGAUUCAGGGAGUAUCUGCAGUCAAAGCAUUUUAUGAAUUACUUAGUCAGUCCUGCUUAAAUGUCCUAAAUCCUGAAGAAAACAAGCUUGUUGCCCCAGUGGAGCUUUGCCCCAUCUUGAAGAUGUUACAUAAAAUACUCAUAAUAAGGGAAUCUUCUCCACGGGCCAUUCUUGACGCACUAAGAGAUGAGACCAUGAAUGAUCCACGUGACCGUAUCGAGAUUGCUCAAAGCCAUGUCUUUUACAGGCCUUCUCUCCUUGGCCAACAGCCUUGAAUCGUAAUCUGUGUGUGGGGGUUUUUUGUUUGGCUUAUGGUUUUGAGUUUUGACAUCUUUUCAUAGGUUUUCAAAUGUUAAAAAUGAGUGUUCUUUGAAGUUGGAACCUUUCCUGCAAUAGAGGUAAUCCCAAGUGAUGGACAAAUCUCCUGUUUGAAUGAAUAUAGAAGGAACUAUUCUUAUCAUGGUCAUCAGGACUGAUACUUUUUUUAGACUAGCUUAGAAUGCUACUGUGAUUUUGAUUUGAUGUCUCUUGGUUCAUUUUAGUCAAAAUUAUUGGCUAAACUACAUGGUAGAGCAGGUGUAUGAAACCCUUUAUAACCAGUUGCAUUGUUUCAUUACUUGUGAACAAUAUAACUUCCUAUAGAUAUAUUAGGUGUGUGUGUGUGUGUGUGUGUGUGUGUAUGGACAUCUUUUUUGUCUGGAUAUUAAUAACAUUGAUAUAUAAUGUAAAAAUUCAAACAAUUUAAACUAUUUGUAAGCUGUAA
Prosopis cineraria is the source of this 2698-nucleotide messenger RNA. RefSeq names its product probable glycerol-3-phosphate dehydrogenase [NAD(+)] 1, cytosolic. The transcript has 5 exons. Bases 795 to 2210 code for a protein of 471 amino acids. Gene Ontology annotation, biological process: carbohydrate metabolic process; glycerol-3-phosphate catabolic process. Lineage: Eukaryota; Viridiplantae; Streptophyta; Magnoliopsida; Fabales; Fabaceae. The record is from RefSeq and is a predicted model, not a curated record. Gene Ontology annotation, cellular component: glycerol-3-phosphate dehydrogenase (FAD) complex; cytosol. Gene Ontology annotation, molecular function: glycerol-3-phosphate dehydrogenase [NAD(P)+] activity; NAD binding.